AUGGCCUCCCGGGAGAGCGCACACUCCUCCCAGCGCUUGCUCGCUUGCUCGCCCACCUCGUGUCAUCUCCACGUGCCCUCUGACGCCCCGAGCAGGUGGAGUAGGUGGAGUGCCUCUCUGGCCCAGCCACCUUCCUCCAGGGGGAGCCCCGUUCUGCGGCAGGCUGCCACAGCACCGAAUUGUUCCCUCUGCCCCCAGGACGCCAAUCUGUCCAUGCACACCGACGACCCAGACCUCACUCCCUGUUUCCAGAACUCCGUGCUGGCCUGGGUCCCCUGCAUCUACCUGUAGGCCUCCCCGCCCUGCUACCUCUUCCAUCUGCGGCACCAUCACCGAGGCUAUGUUAUCCUCUCCCACCUCUCCAGGCUCAAGACGGCCUUGGGCGUCCUGCUGUGGUGCAUCUCCUGGGCUGACCUCUUCUACGCCUUCCAUGGCCCGGUCCACGGCUGGGCCCCCGCCCCCAUCUUCUUUGUCACCCCGUUGCUGGUGGGGGUCACCGUGCGGCUGGCCACCCUGCUAAUCCAGCAUGAGCGGCUGCAGGGGGUACAGUCCCCAGGAGUCCUCAUCAUCUUCUGGUUCCCGUGCGUGGUCUGUGCCAUUGUCCCCUUCUGCUCCAAGAUCCUGUCAGCCGUGGCAAAGGGCAAGACCUCAGACCCCUUCCGCUUCGCCACCUUCUACAUCUACUUCGCCCUGGUGCUUUUCGCUCUCAUCCUGUCCUGCUUCAGGGAGCAGCCGCCAUUUUUCUCCCCAAAGAAUGUCGACCCUAACCCCUCCCCAGAGGUCAGUGCUGGCUUCUUCUCCUGCCUGUCUUUCUGGUGGUUCACAAAGACGGCCAUCCUUGGCUACCGGCGCCCCCUGGAGGAGGAGGACCUCUGGUCCCUGACCGAGGAGGACCGCUGGCAGGGGGUGGUGGACAGGCUGACGGAGGCAUGGAAGAAGCAGCAGAAGCAGGCAGCGCGACACAAGGCCGCGGUGGCAUCUGGGAAGAGUGUGUCCGGUGAGGAUGUGGUGCUGCUCGGGGGCCGGCCCAGGCCCCGGGAGUCAUCCUUCCCGCGGGCCGUGCUGGCCACCUGUGGUUCAGGCAUCUUCACGAACAUCUGCUUCAAGUUGACCCAGGACCUGCUCUCCUUCGUCAAUCCGCAGCUGCUCAGCAUCCUGAUCAGGUUUAUUUCAAGCCCCGUGGCCCCCACCUGGUGGGGUUUCCCGGUGGCCGGGCUGAUGUUUGCGUGCUCUGUGAUGCAGACUCUGUUCUCACAACAGUAUCUCCACUGUAUCUAUGUGAUGGUGUUGAGGCUUCGUUCGGCGAUCACAGGUGUCAUCUAUAGGAAGGUCCGCUGGAACAGGGUGCCGGGGGGCCUGGGUGUGAGUCUGACUAUCCUUGGCUGGCCGGCUGUAGUCGCCUUCCUGUGUGUCUGGACUCCUUCCUCUGUUUGCCUAGCUUUGUUCCUAGCUUUUGACAUUAACCUGGGUCCUUCCAUCUUGGCUGGGGUGGCUUUAAUCGUCUUGCUGGUCCCACUCAACGGAGCUGUGGCCAUGAAGAUGCAUGCCUUACAGGUAGGUCAAAUGAAGUUCAAGGACUCGCGCACCAAGCUGAUGAGUGAGAUCCUGGGUGGCUUCAAGGUGCUGAAGCUGUAUGCCUGGGAACCCGUUUUCUUGGGGAAGGUGGAGGGCAUCCGGGAGGACGAGCUCCGGAUACUACGCCAGUCUGCCUACCUCCAAGCCAUAUCCACGUUCACCUGGGUCUGCACCCCCUUCCUGGUGACCCUGAUUACCCUUGGGGUCUAUGUGUCCAUGGACCAGAACAACGUGCUAGAUGCCGAGAAGGCCUUUGUGUCUGUGUCCCUGUUCAAUAUUUUAAAGACUCCCCGGAACCUGCUGCCCCAGAUAAUCAGCGGCCUGGUCCAGAUCAGUUUGUCUCUGAAAGGGAUCCAGCAUUUCCUGAGCCAAGAUGAACUUGACCCCCACUGUGUGGAAAGAAAGACCAUCACCCCAGGUCCAGACACCCUCUACCUGGGCUGUGAGAGGUUGGGGAAGGAAAUCCCAAUCCCUACCUCUGACCGGGUUCCUGGACUCCUUGCCCCCAGUCUAGACAUCCAGGUGCCGAAAGGGGCACUGGUGGCCGUGGUGGGGCCUGUGGGCUGUGGGAAGUCCUCCCUGGUGUCUGCCCUGCUGGGAGAGAUGGAGAAACUGGAAGGCACAGUGUGUGUGAAGGGCUCUGUGGCCUACGUGCCCCAGCAGGCAUGGAUCCAGAAUUGCACUCUUCAGGAAGACAUACUAUUUGGCCGAGCCCUGGACCCCAAGCGGUACCAACAGGCUCUGGAAGCCUGUGCCUUGCUAGCUGACCUGGAGAUGCUGCCUGCCGGGGACCAGACGGAGAUUGGAGAGAAGGGCAUUAACCUGUCUGGGGGCCAGCGACAGUGGGUGAGUCUGGCCCGAGCUGUUUACAGGGAAGCUGACCUUUUUAUGUUGGAUGACCCACUGUCAGCUGUGGACUCCCAUGUGGCCAAGCAUCUCUUUGACCAAGUCAUAGGGCCCGAAGGCAUGCUGGCAGGCAAGACACGGGUGCUGGUGACACACAGCAUCAACUUCCUGCCCCAGAUGGACUUCAUCAUAGUGCUGGCUGACGGGCAGGUGUCUGAGGCGGGCCCCUACCCAGCCCUGCUGCAGCAUAGCGGCUCCUUUGCCAACUUCCUCUGCAACUACGCACCUGACAAGCCUGAGAAGAACCUGAAGGAAGGCAGCAGGACCGCCUUGGAGGACACAGACGAGGAGGAGGUGCUGCUGAUUGAGGACAUGCUGAGCAAUCACACAGGCCUGACGGAUCACGAACCAGUCAUGUAUGAGGUCCAGAGGCAGUUUAUGAGACAGCUGAGUGUCAUGUCCUCGGAAGGCGAGGGCCAGGGCCAGCCUGUGCCCCAGAGAUGACCAGGUUCAACAGAGAAGGUAGUGCAGGCAGCAGAGGUGAAGGCGAGCGGGGCACUGAUCCAGGAGGAGAAGACGGAGAUAGGCACUGUGAAGCUGAGUAUGUUCUGGGAUUACGCCAAGGGCACGGGGCUCUAUACCAUAGUGGCCAUCUGUCUUCUGUACCUGGGUCAUAGUGCGGCUGCCAUCGGGGCCAGCGUGUGGCUCAGUGCCUGGAGCGAUGAGGCUAUGGUGGAUGGCCAACAGAAUAAUACCUCCGUGAGGCUGGGUGUCUAUGUUGUCUUGGGAAUUCUGCAAGGGCUCCUGGUGAUGGUGUCAGCCAUCACGCUGAUGGUGGGGAGUGUCCAGGAUGCACGCUCGCUUCACCGGGUGCUGCUGCACAAGAGGCGCUCGCCACAGUCCUUCUUCCAUACGACGCCCUCAGGCCGGAUCCUCAACCGCUUCUCUAAGGACAUCUAGGUCAUCGAUGAGGUUCUGGCCCCCACCAUCCUCGUGCCGCUGAAUUCCUUCCACAACUCCAUCUCGGCCUUCGUGGUCACCAUAGCCAGCACGCCGCUCUUCACUGUGGUCACCCUGCCUCUGGCUGUCCUGUACAUCACGUUGCAGCGCUUCUAUGUGGCUACGUCACGGCACCUGAAGAGGCUGGACUCCGUCAGCUGCUCGCCCAUAUACUCCCACUUUUCAGAGACGGUGACUGGCACCAGCGUCAUUCGGGCUUAUGGCCGCAGCCAGGACUUCAAGGCCAUCAGUGAUGCUAAGGUGGACACCAACAUGAGGAGCUCCUACCCCUACGUUGCCUCCAACAGGUGGCUGUGGGUCCACGCGGAGUCCGUGGGGAACUGUGUUGUGUUCUUUGCUGCACUCUCUGCUGUGAUUGGCAGAAACAGCCCGAGUCCGGGGCUAGUGGGCCUUUCUGUGUCCUACGCCCUAUAGAUAACAAUUAGUCUGAUGUGGAUGAUCCAAAUGAUGUCAGACUUGGAGUCUAACAUCGUGGCCGUGGAGAGAGUCAAGGAGUACUCCAAGAUAGAGACUGAGGCCCCCUGGGUGGUGGAGGGCGGCCGUCCUCCCGCGGGCUGGCCCCUGCGGGGUGAAGUGGAGUUCUGGAACUUCUCUGUGCGCUACCGGCCGGGCCUGGAGCUGGUGCUGAGGAACCUGAGUCUGCGCGUGCACGGUGGCGAGAAGGUACGCGAGGGGUCCCCCGUGGGCCGCACCGGGGCCGGCAAAUCGUCCAUGACCCUCUGCCCGUUCCGCAUCCUGGAGGCCGCGGAAGAUGAAAUCCGCAUCGACGGCCUCAACGUGGCAGAUAUGGGACUCCACGACCUGCGUCCUCAGCUGACCGUCAUCCCCCAGGACCCCAUCCUGUUCUUCGCGUCCCUACGUAUGAACCUGGAUCCCUUUGGGUAUUACUCGGAGGCAGAUCUAUGGUGAGCCUUGGAGCUUUCCCACCUGCACACCUUUGUGAGCUCACAGCCGGAGGGCCUGGACUUCCAGUGCUCCGAGGGAGGGGAGAAUCUCAGACGAGGCCAGGCUGCCAUGCACCUGGAGACUGACGACCUCACCCGGGACCGCACCCAGUUUGAGAACUGCACGGUACUGACCGUCGCACACCGGCUCGACACCAUCAUAGACUGUACCAGGGUCCUUGUCCUGGACAGAGGGACAGUAGCUGAACUUGAUUCUCCAGCCAACCUCAUCGCAGCCAGAGGCAUCUUCUACGGGAUGGCCAGAGACGCUGGACUUGUCUAAAAUAUAUUCCCGGGACUUGCUCCUGGCCAUUGCUGGUUUUCAUCAGGAGAAAAAAAGACACCAAGCACGUCUGCAGGAUGGACUCGAUGGCAAACACUGUAGGCAUUUGCUAGAUUCUUGCCCUGCAAAGUGCCUCACAGAAUAAUUGUGCUAAAUGCUUUAGAUGAGGAAGUGGGGCCCAAGAGGUGAACUACGGGCCCGAGGCCACAGCUAGUUCGAGGCAGAGCCCAGACUGGUGCCCGGGGUCUCCUGAUUCCCAACCUAGUGUUCUUGCCACGCUGUGCUGUUUUCAGUCAUUUCAUGGAAUGACCUCUCCACUCUGUCUGAUUUUUUGUAUUUUCUACUCAGAAGGAUUUUUUUUUUUUUUUUUAAAGUAAAGCUUUUUCCUCCUGGAACAGCAGACUGCCGGGUCAGGGUGUCCUUAGGAACUGAGUCCUGUACUCUGGGGUGCUGGCCUGAAUCCAUUAAAAAUGGAGCACUGAUGAAAUAAAGCGACAUGGUCAACAA
Messenger RNA from Neofelis nebulosa (Clouded leopard), 5175 nucleotides. It is a transcript of the gene ABCC3, whose product is annotated as ATP binding cassette subfamily C member 3. Gene Ontology annotation, molecular function: ABC-type transporter activity; ATP hydrolysis activity; ATP binding. Gene Ontology annotation, cellular component: membrane. The record is from RefSeq and is a predicted model, not a curated record. Lineage: Eukaryota; Metazoa; Chordata; Mammalia; Carnivora; Felidae. Gene Ontology annotation, biological process: transmembrane transport.